GAGUAAAUAUCAAUUUACAAAUUUUCAAAAGCAUUGAGCCCAACAAAACCCUAGCCAAAGGGGAAAAAGUAGUAAAAAUCGAUUUCAGGAAUUUCUUAAUCAGAUAAACCUAGAGAAAAUAAAAUGGAUGAGCGAGGAGUGCACCCAGAUUGUAUCAAUGCAUCGAAUCCGUUUCAUGAAUGUGUUGAAUAUUGCUUUCGGAAGAUUGCUGAAGCCAAGGCGAGAAUGGAUAAAUCAGAGACAGAAACUCUGCAACCUGAGCGUGGCCAGCCUGUUUCACCCGCUGCUUAUCAAGAACAAGAUGUGCAACGUAGCGUUCCAGAACCAGAAGAGAACCCUGAUGAUGAUGGUGACGACCCUGUCGAGGAGAACAUUGAUGUAGACAUUACAAAUCUUACAGGCAGACAGAAAAAACUGUUCGAGUUGAGGUUAAAGAUGAAUGAGGCAAGAAAAGCUAAUCAAACUGCAAUGGUGGCUGAAAAGAAAAGAAUGGAAGCUCCUCCGGAAUCUAGAGGAAUUUCUAAGCAAAAAUGGCUGGACGAAAGGAAGAAAAAGAUAGGAAAACUUCUAGAUGCUAAUGGUUUGGAUUUGCAAAAGGCAUAUAUGUUAGAUACCCAAGAAGCAGCCGAGGCAAAAUAUAAGAAAUGGGAAAAGGGUCCUGCUCCAUUUGGUUGGGAUGUCUUCAAUCAGAAGACGUUGUACAAUGCAUACAAAAAGCGGACAAAGAACAUUGAUAUUGACCUGGAAGAAUAUAACAAAAUGAAAGAAGCAGAUCCAGAGUUCUAUCGUGAAGCUUCAAGCCUCCAAUAUGGGAAGGCACCUAAGCUUUCAGAAGAUAAGAUUGACAAGAUGGUGAAGGAACUGAAGGACCGGGAUGACAAGCGCAAGUCGUUUAGCCGGAGGAGGAAGUUUCAUGAAGAGAAGGAUAUUGAUUCAAUCAAUGAUCGUAAUGAGCAUUUUAACAAGAAGAUUGAACGAGCGUUCGGAAAAUACACACUGGAAAUCAAAAAUAAUCUUGAACGAGGAACUGCAUUGCCUGAUUAAGACUUAUUGUUUGUUGCUAUGCCUUCCUUCCAGUUGAGCAAGCGUUAAGGCCGACUUGCUUGUCUUUAUAAAUCCAUGAAUACAUGGAAUGUAUUUUUCAAGGAUAUUCAGUCUAUCUUUAUGGUUUGACUGGAUUAUACUGUCCCCAGUGCAUUCCUGCCUGCAAAUGUAUCUGAUAUUCAUCUUUUGAGUGAUCGAAGAUCAAUUAUUAACUUUUUA
Hibiscus syriacus is the source of this 1263-nucleotide messenger RNA. Its product is annotated as pre-mRNA-splicing factor syf2-like. Lineage: Eukaryota; Viridiplantae; Streptophyta; Magnoliopsida; Malvales; Malvaceae. The record is from RefSeq and is a predicted model, not a curated record. The coding region runs from base 124 to 1044 and encodes 306 amino acids. Gene Ontology annotation, cellular component: post-mRNA release spliceosomal complex; catalytic step 2 spliceosome; Prp19 complex. The transcript has 6 exons.